Fopius arisanus is the source of this 1376-nucleotide messenger RNA. Its product is annotated as cytochrome b5. The coding region runs from base 726 to 1109 and encodes 127 amino acids. NCBI's taxonomy places the organism in Eukaryota, Metazoa, Arthropoda, Insecta, Hymenoptera, Braconidae. The transcript is spliced from 2 exons. The record is from RefSeq and is a predicted model, not a curated record. Gene Ontology annotation, molecular function: heme binding. Gene Ontology annotation, cellular component: intracellular membrane-bounded organelle; membrane.
ACUGAAAUGCGCAGUAAAUGCCAGUGAUAAUGUUGAUGAUGAAUGGAGUUAAUUAUUUCGUGGAUAAUCUUUGGACCUCGAGGACGAGCCACGUGGCCCGGAACUAACGAAAUAGAAAUUAAAUUUUCAAUUUUAAAAUUCAACCUGAGAAAAGUGCGUCUCCAGCAGUUUUUUAAUUGGUUCAGGUCGAUCGACCUUGUGCAUUGAUUAAUGGCUUUAUCGGGGAUGUAUUGAUGAAUGAAUUAUUGCGCAUUGGAAACUGUUUAGAUGAUAAUAGCACUGAUUAUAUGAAAUGUCAGACGCCAUGUUGAUUAUUACCAGUUGUGAAGACUGAAAGUCAUUCUGGUUGUGCAAUAAAUUGAUGAUGGAAUGGGAAUUGAUGGGACUGUUGAGAUUUUUACGGUUUUAGAGUUUUUUUUUUAAUUUUACUUUGUUUAUUUUAAGAUUGAUAGUGAGAGUUUAAUUGACGUUUAUGGGAUUCAGUUGAGAGCAAUUUGUGGUAGUUCUGUUAUUCAUGAAUUAUGUAAUUGAAGGUCUACUUGGAUUGUCUAUUCAGUUGGAAAAGGGAACGCCAUGUUGUGAUGCUGUGCGGAAUCGUUCGAUUUUAAUUCAAAGUCUAGUGGUUUGAUCUUAAUUUCGGUGGAGGGCAACAAGUGCAUUUUGUUUUUGGAGGAUAUCUCGGAAUCUCGAGGGAUUGGAAAAAUUGUUGUGGACUCCAAGCAACAAUGACUGAGCUUAAGCAAUUCAGAAGAUCAGAAUUAACAGAGACUGAUUCCAAGAGUACAAGAUUCGUAAUACACGACAAAGUAUACGACGUGACGCUUUUUUUGAAUGAACAUCCUGGGGGUGAGGAAGUCCUUUUGGAUCACCACGGGAAAGAUGCAUCUGAGGAUUUUGAUGAUGUUGGACACUCAACGGACGCUCUAGACAUAAUGAAGAAAUAUCUGGUUGGAGAGGUAGUCCCUGAGGAGAGGACCAACAGUCAACUCAAACAAGGAUGGGUGGCGGGAAAUGCAAAAACCGAAGAAAAUUCAUCCGAUAAUUUUUACCUCUACAUCGUGGGAAUCGUAGCACUAAUUAUUGGCUUUUGGUGGCUACAGAGUGCGUAAUUAACACUCGGAUAAUCCACUAAUAAUUGAACUGUCUUACAUUCCUGGAUAAUUGAAAUCCAAGUUAUUCAAUAUCUAAAUCGAUCUUUCACUGUUAGUUUCAGUGGUUUAUGACUUGUUUUUCUACGUUACGAUUGAAUGAGGUAAAUAAAAAUCAUUCGAAAUUUUGGUGAAUGUUGUCUUUGAACUUGUGUUGAUUUAAUUAUUCAUUGAAUCUAGAAUUGUAUUUUUCUGUCUAGAUUAAUCGAUGAUUAGCACAAAUGUCAA